AUGGCGUCUGGUAUUCUUGUUGGUGAUAAUUGGACUUCAAAGUAUAUUCGUAAUUGUGUGCCUGUGAGUCAGCGUUUCCAUUAUGAUAAUCGUGAUCCUAAGGGUGGUAUUGAGCAAGUUAUUGAGUUCUUUAAGCCUGGGUCUCCUCCUUGGUUACCUAUAGAUGGAUUUGAACGUGAUGAUACUGGUAAGGAAUCAGGUAAGUUUGCUGCUCAGCAGUCUAUUGGUUUCUUCUAUGUUGAUGGGCCUAGUAAUUCCAGGGUGACUGUUGAUGUAGAGUUGAAGUUGACUAUUGCUAUGAAGGGUCGUAAGUGUCUGGGUGGUAAGCUAGAUGAGUCUGGGCCGAUUAAUCCGAAUAAUGCUGGUGUUUCUAUUGGUAAUGAGGAUAUUGGGAGUAAUUUAGGGGCUGAUUUGCCUGAUAAGGAUGUAGAUAGUAUUAAUUAG
Messenger RNA from Gregarina niphandrodes, 444 nucleotides. RefSeq lists its product as hypothetical. Lineage: Eukaryota; Apicomplexa; Conoidasida; Eugregarinorida; Gregarinidae. The record is from RefSeq and is a predicted model, not a curated record. The transcript has a single exon. Bases 1 to 444 code for a protein of 147 amino acids.